Molecule: messenger RNA, 1293 nt
Organism: Neoarthrinium moseri
Lineage: Eukaryota; Fungi; Ascomycota; Sordariomycetes; Amphisphaeriales; Apiosporaceae
Exons: 3
Coding region: 1-1293 (430 amino acids)
Biological process (GO): fatty acid biosynthetic process
Molecular function (GO): 3-oxoacyl-[acyl-carrier-protein] synthase activity
Source: RefSeq, a predicted model, not a curated record
AUGCGCCGGGUUGUUGUGACAGGUCUGGGCGCUAUCACGCCGUUGGGUGUGGGCGUUCGACGCUCUUGGUCUCGCCUCCUUGCUGGCGAUUCUGGGAUCGUCAGUGUCGCAAACUUCGAGCCCCAGAGGCAAUGGAAGGAUCUGCCAAGCACCGUCGCUGGGAUUGUCCCCAGAGCAAGCAGUGGCGAGGGUCAAUGGCGGCCGGGUGACUGGCUGACACCGUCCGAACAGCGGAGGACUUCUACUUUCACUCAGUAUGCUCUCGCUGCCACGGCCGAGGCAUUGGAGGACGCCCAAUGGCAGCCGCGCAGUCCCCAGCAGCUUGAGGCGACCGGGGUCUGUCUAGGAAGUGGUAUUGGAAACCUGGACGACAUCUUCGAGACCAGCAUCGCUUUUCAUCAGGAGGGCUACAAGAAGGUGUCUCCGCUCUUCGUGCCAAAAAUUCUCAUCAACAUGGCUGCGGGCCACGUUGCCAUGAAGUAUGGUUUCCAGGGGCCAAACCAUGCUGCCACUACGGCGUGCACUACGGGCGCCCACUCUAUAGGCGAUGCAUCUCGCUUCAUUGCAUUUGGGGAUGCCGACGUCAUGGUAGCCGGAGGCUCAGAGGCUUGCAUUCACCCCUUGACUUUCGCAGGGUUUGGCAGGUCACGGUCCUUAUCGACGGCUUUCAACCAUGAUCCCCCGUCAAGUUGCCGCCCCUUUGAUCGAGACCGUAGUGGGUUUGUGGUAGGCGAAGGGGCAGCAGUUGUUGUUUUGGAGGAAUUAGAGCACGCCAAAGCGAGAGGUGCUCGUAUAUACGCUGAACUCAAAGGUUACGGCUGUAGCGGCGAUGCUUACCAGAUGACUGCUCCUCGAGACGAUGGAUCUGGUGCAUACCGAGGCAUGAAAAAGGCACUGCAGCAUGCCAUGAUCAAGCCCAGCCAAGUUGAUUACAUCAACGCCCAUGCCACAGGAACAACUAUCGGCGACUCAGCUGAGGCGCUGGCUAUCCAGUCACUGAUGCGUGGACCGGAGGGAUAUGCUACUGAUGACCAAGUCACGGUAAGCAGUACGAAAGGGUCGAUAGGGCAUCUCCUGGGGGCAGCUGGCGCCAUAGAAGCCGUUAUCUCCAUCCUGUCAAUUGCAGACAAUAUUGUGCCUCCCACCAGGAACCUGCACAACUCUGAUAUCAAGUCUUCCUUCAAUUUCGUGCCGUUGGAGUCACAGAACAAGACGGUCGACGUGGCAAUGUCGAAUAGCUUCGGGUUUGGUGGCACCAAUGCCUCUUUGGUGUUCUCAAGGUUCCAAAGAUGA